Penicillium arizonense is the source of this 240-nucleotide messenger RNA. RefSeq lists its product as uncharacterized. The transcript has 3 exons. The record is from RefSeq and is a predicted model, not a curated record. Bases 1 to 240 code for a protein of 79 amino acids. Lineage: Eukaryota; Fungi; Ascomycota; Eurotiomycetes; Eurotiales; Aspergillaceae.
AUGCCUCUUGUUGUACCGGGGAUCAACUCCACGAUGGGCGAUAAGUCCGAAUGGGUCAAUAAGCUUAUGGGCAAGAAGCUCGGCGAUUCUAGUAAUGAGACGUCCUUUGCUAAGAAGGACCUCCCUGAAUCCCACCGUGUUCUGAAGCCAGGUGAUAUGAAGACUAUGGAUCACAACCCGGACAGACUCAACAUCCACGUUAACGAGGAAGGUGCUGUUCACGAUGUCACUUAUGGCUAG